Orussus abietinus is the source of this 4939-nucleotide messenger RNA. RefSeq lists its product as uncharacterized. The record is from RefSeq and is a predicted model, not a curated record. Gene Ontology annotation, cellular component: PRC1 complex. Gene Ontology annotation, molecular function: protein binding. The transcript has 6 exons. Lineage: Eukaryota; Metazoa; Arthropoda; Insecta; Hymenoptera; Orussidae. The coding region runs from base 1861 to 3216 and encodes 451 amino acids.
UAGACGCCAGCGAGUGUCCCUAAGGUUCAGGGCCACAGAAAGUGGGCCCAGAAAUCGGUGAAAUUCUUGGGAUCCUCCUUUUGGGUUCCUGAAAAGCCCCGUCGAAGACAAACGAAAAAGGCCCUGGUCCCUCCGAUAAUUCUCCGGGCUUAUUUAUAAAUGAUAGAAAAUGAGGGACCAACUACAUUUACAAAUUAAUUUGAAAGAAAAAGAAAAUGUGUACAAAGAAGACGGUCACAUUUCAAGACGUCGCGUUAUCGGUUCCAGAAAUGGAAAAAGAACGAUCCGGGAGACCAGGAAAGGCCGAGGGAAGUGGGCCCAGAAGUCGGCGAAAUUCCCGGGGCCCUCCUCGCGGGUUCCUGAAAAGGCCCGUCGAAAACAGACGAAAAAGGCCCUCGUCCCUCCUCCGAUAAUUCCCCGGCCUCAUCGACGUAUGAGGAUUCGGCGAUAGCCGCGAUAUACUCCUACUCUACCUACCGGGGACCUUCCACCUUCCACCUUCCAGCCACCUCCUCGCCUCCGCCUUGGCUCGCCAUGUGACUGAUUCCCCUUCUCCUCGUGUUGACGAGUCGAGGGCCUGCCUACCUGCCGCCGUUGCCCCGCUCCCAUUACGACGCGGACUCUCGCGGCAGGUGCACCAACCUAAGUGCCACUCCUGGCUGCCUACCUGCGCCGCAACCUGCGCCGCAACCUGCGCCGCAACCGCGCCGCGAUCGCCGAUCUGGCCGAGCUCCGCUCUGCGACCAAGAGUUAAAACGGAGUUCCGACGGAGUUCCGACGGAAUUUCUAGCCCCGACCUCGCGAACCUGUCCCAGGGACAGAAGUGGCAGUCAAGUGACGACCUCUCCGGACAGUGUCUUCCCCCAGUGCGUGCCGAGAGCUGCGAGCCCAGGUUGGGACAGGUGAAACGGUGCCUGGCGACCCUAGGAGGAACCGCCACCGAGGAUAGAAGACCCCCAGAGGUGUGGAACUUGCGGCGCAGGUGCGGCCGAGACGCGCUCCCACCUGUGGAAGGCUAGGACAGAGGGUUAAGACCACGUGGUCCGUUCCGCGGAGAUCCUCCGACUGGAAGAGGGAACUCGGAUGAUCCUUGGAGCUGAUAGAAGCCGAGAUAGGGGACUCUGGAGAAGACGCAACUUGCGGAUCCAUCCGAUGGACAUCAGUUCCUGAGACUCGGACAGUGCCGAGGGUGUCGACGGGUCUGGAUGUUGGGAUAAGGGAGGUGAUAAGACAUACCCACGGGUGCUUCUGGUGGGCCUUAUCCGAGAUUCCUGUGGAGGUGGGUCUGGGAAGGAAUUACGGAAACGGAGCCGAAGAGACUCGAGUGCCGAGGGUGGACGUCAUUUCAUGAUACUCCGACCAGUGGUGACGCAGGUCGAGGUGGACCUGGUAGGGAGCUGAAGAGGAAUUUUCGAGGAGCAGGUGCAUCUGGUGGACGUCAUUCCCUGAGAUUCGGAGAGCGAGCCUGGCGGACGCGCUUAUCGGGUGCUCGCGGAUCGGCCGCGCCGAACGACGACACACUUUCCGUGCCGUAUCAGCCGCUCGGUCACCUAGCGGCGCGUUAUCGCGCCUCGCGAAUAUCACGCCCGACCUUGGGAGACCAAGACCCGGUCGCAGCUGCGCCCGGGAAGCAUGACAACUGCGAACUCAGGAGCUGCCACAGGGAAUCGGCUCCAGGGCGCGACCAACGACUCCAGUGGCCAUCUAGGAGUCUAACCGAGGCGGUACCGAAGCGGAAUCCCCGAGGGAUCCAGGUGGUGCACGCUUCCCAGGCUUCCGCAGACCCCUGGAAUCGGGGCCAGCCCUACACCUGACCCUGAGACCCCAGCAGCGCGGAUAUGUCCGCGACAUGUUGAAAGCAUGAGGGAGCUGGACACCGAGAGCCCCGUCGUCUGGCCGGCCUGGUGCUACACUGGUGAGGUGUCUAGCGAGACCGCAUCCUUGGACACGGUUUCACGUGGCGGGGAGCGCGGAGAGACGGCGGACCUAGGAGCACACACGGAGACCAACGACGGGGGCACCCUGGCCGCGAAUACAGCGGUGGACGCCAGGGGCGGAAGCCCCCAGGGCGCUCACAUCUCGGGGGCUGCCACCCCCAGGCCUCCUCGAGGCAGGAGGCGCCAGAACCAAAACGGCCUCGACACCACUCAGGUGAAAACGGAACGACUCACUCCAGACAACAACUCGACCUCGUCGAGGAGUGUGACGCCUUCCUCCUCAAGCCACCCAGGAACGCCGCCCAAUGCGACUCCCCUCGGAGGUCCAGAGGGCCCGCAGCCUCCGCAUCAUCUCAAGCACAUGGAGCAGAUGAUGGGCCGCAACUACAGCGACUUCAUGAGGAGCCUGGCCGCCAAGUACAACAACGCCAAUCCCAAUGACUACUUCAGCACACCCAGGAACGGGUACCCAUCGGGCCUGGACCCCAGGUUUCCGGCCUUCAAGACGGCCGCGACGCCCUUCGUCGGACUGAUGGCACCCCUGGGGGCGCCGCAACCCCCGACGGUGCCCACGACCUCGCCCCUGUCCUCGAAGGAGGCCAAGGAGCAGAAGCAGGACCCCUUGUUCGGCAAUCCCGUCUUCCCGCCCAUGCUGGACAUGUCCUCCACCCAGGCCCUCCUGCACAUGGUUAGGACGGCCAACGCCGCCCAGAACGCCGCCGAGCUCGAGACCUACCUCAAGGGUGCGAAUAAGCGGGACGCGGGAGUGACGAGUCCCCUGGACCUCUCCAGCCCUGGAGGAUUCGCUCCCAGGAAGCGCCAGAGGACGGAGGCCACCAGGAGGUCCGGAAGUGUCUCGCCGAAGCCUAAACCUGCUCCCAGACCCAGCACACCUCCACCUAUCAGGUGUCCAUCCCUCUGUGGACACAUGCCCUGUGGAGACGGCCAGGCUGUUAAUCGCUGGACCAUCGAGGACGUCGUCAACUACGUCUCCUCCAUCGACAUCUGCGCAGAGUACGCUCAGAACUUCCGGGAGCACCGCAUAGAUGGCGCGGCGCUGCCUCUGCUCUCGGAGGAGCACCUGACAGGCCCGAUGGGCAUGAAACUGGGCCCGGCGCUGAAACUGAGAGCUUUGCUGGCCCGCAAGCUCGGGGCCUGCACCGUGUGCCUGCACUGCGCACACUGCCACCAGACGCCGCUGCCGGCGCUGGGCGCCGCAGCCGCGGUCGCGGCGUCGACGCAAGCGCCGGGACGGCGGCCCAGCAGUACCGGAAACUGACAAAUGCUGGCGGAGACUCCCGGGCCCGAGGUCGACCUCAACCGCGCCCUCAGGAUAGAGCGCCGCCUGCCGCGGCCGCUGCGCAGGCCCGAGGCCGUCUUCAAGAAGCCCGUCAAUCAGUGACCAGGCCCGACCUCGACCUCGACCUCGACCUCGACCUCGACCUGGAUCUGGACCUCGACCUCGUCCUCGAGCUUAGUUCGCCUGGUAAAGGAGGUCAGAGAGAUAUUGGACUGGCUUUGGGUUCGAAGCCCAACCUGGUGAAGGAUCUGAGCCCGACCUCAUCAGCACCUUUCGUUCUUGGACCUCCUAGGUCGUUCCACCAGUCCUCUCGUCUUCUGGCAACCUGGAAACCUGUAAAACUCGUAGAAAGGGGGGGAUUUUUCCAAUGACUCGGGAUAAGGUCGCUUCGAUUGGAAGAGGUCCGUGCACAAGGUCAUCGGCGAGGUUGCCGGAAACGGCUCUGGACUCGUUGGGGAAGACCCAGGUCUCCUGGGUCCCGGGUUAAGACCUUGGGCUCGGGUGACCGUUUGGCGGGGACUCCGCCAUUUGUACCUUCCGAGGUCGACCUCGACCUCGCCUCAACGCCUAACGGGCUCGACGACGAGCCCGCUCGGGAGAGAGAAAGACUCCUCGGACUGACUCUUGGACCUUCGGGUCUCCGCAAGGUACUUAAACGGCAACCAGUGCGUCAUCGAAGAUGGAGGACGCGAAGUCGUGGCAAAAUGGCCCACGUCCACGCAUACGUCUUCCACGAGGCGCCGUCGAGCUGGACCAGGUUAAACAGUCGUGCAUGGGUAUCUUUCCUGUCGGCUUGGGCGCUUAUCGCAUGAAAUGCGAUUCCGUGACUCCAGACUCGAAUUUAUACCCAUGGAAGGGAUGACUCUUUCACCUGGGACCGCUCCGAGGGGCCGAUCAGCUGUCAGCUAUUGCUGAUGCGUUUUUGGUUGUCACUGUGACGACUGUCGAACUUCUCCGGUUUGGCACUAGACGCGUCUCGCGGCCGAGGGAGCGAUAUAUGCCGAGGGACCUCGAAUUGACCCUUCCGCUACUGGGCACUAUACCUUAUAGUGGCAUCCAGUUUUGUCAUCUUUUCGAAUGACGUGCCAGAGACCCGAUUCUCGAGUUAGUAGCCUCAACUUUCACGUGCGAUGUUGUCCGUCUCGUAUACGAUUUUUAAAUGUUGACCAGUGACGCGAUUCCUCAACAAUGCAACAUUUUUCAUGCGAAUCUAUUCGUAUACGACUUUAAAAUAGUGACCAAUGACGCAACUCCUCAACAAUGCAACAUUUUUCAUGCUAAUCUAUUCGCAGACGAUUUUUAAAUGUUGACCAAUUACGCGACUCGGCAACAAUGCAACAUUUUUCAUGCGAAUCUACUCGUAUACGACAUUAAAAUGUUGAUCAAUAACGCAACUCCACGACAGUGCGACAUUUUUCAUGCGAAUCUAUUCGUAUACGAUAUUAAAAUGUUGACCAAUGACGCAAGUCUACAACAAUGCCACAUUUUUCAUGCGAAUCUAUUCGUAUACGACUUUAAAAUAGUGACCAAUGACGCGACUCCGCAACAGUGCAACAUUUUUCAUGCGAAUCUAUUCGCAUACGACAUUAAAAUGUUGACCAAUAACGCAACUCCGCAACAAUGCAACAUUUUUCAUGCGAAUAUAUUCCUAUACGACUUUAAAAUGUUGAUCAAUGACGCGACUCCUCAACAAUGCAACAUU